Phaeodactylum tricornutum CCAP 1055/1 is the source of this 2276-nucleotide messenger RNA. RefSeq lists its product with no specific name. Gene Ontology annotation, molecular function: oxidoreductase activity. Bases 79 to 1344 code for a protein of 421 amino acids. NCBI's taxonomy places the organism in Eukaryota, Bacillariophyta, Bacillariophyceae, Surirellales, Neidiaceae. The record is from RefSeq and is a predicted model, not a curated record. The transcript has a single exon.
CGACUGUGAUACACAGGCAGCCAUAGAGUUUAACCUCUUGGUGUCUGUCCAGUAUUUGGUUGCUUUUACCUGCGUACAAUGGGAGCGGCAUCGUCGUUUCUGUGCACCCAGGCCGACGCCAUUCCGGGUCAGCUCAUUGCCGGUACAUUGCCUGCCGUCCGCCACUGCAUCGUGUACGGCAAGGAGGACGGCACAUUGCGCGAAGAAACGCAACAGCUACCCACAGUUACCGACCAAUCGGAUCACGUCUGGGUGCGUGUCCACGCCGUUGGACUUAAUCCGGUUGACGCUAAGAACGUCGUCGGCGACAAGUUUCCUCACCACUGGCGCAUUGUGCGUUCCUGGGUCCGUUCCGCCUUGGUCGCCGGCACCAUUCCUGGAUUUGAUUACGCUGGUACCGUUGCGGCCCUACCGAAGCACGGACGGGCCCUCAAGUGUAACGCUGACGAUCUGCCGGCUUUGAAGGUUGGGGACGCUGUCUUCGGGACCAUGCCAGCUUUGCAAGGUACCUUGGCAACCUAUAUUGCCGCUCCCCGGCACCAAAUGUGGCAUAAACCAGAGAGCCUUUCCUUUGUCCAAGCAGCCGCCUUGCCCUUGGUCGGACUGACGGCCUACCAAUGCUUGCAGCCACACAUGGCUUUUCGCAAUGAGAAGGAUGGUGCUUCCAAUGCGUCCGCAUCUUCGGUGCUUGUUGUUGGUGGAAGUGGCGGUACCGGUCACGUGGCGAUUCAAGUAGCCCGCAAUCUCGGGGCCCGUUGCGUGACAGCGGUUUGUUCCACGCGGAAUGUGGCAUUUUGUCACCAACAGGGUGCCACCUAUGUGGUCGACUACACCGCCAAUGGCGGAGACAAAGAUACGUUGCGGCGGCAUUUGCUCGAGACCGGUCCCGCUUGUCCGUUCGAUAUCGUGCUGGAUUGCGUCUCGUCCGCUGAUCCCCGUGAUCAACAAACCUUUUCGUACCGCCAACUGCUGCAACAAGAUGUCCAUAUUCAGAAGCUUUUGAACGAAGCCGCUGUGUAUCGUCGUUUGGGUGGACCGUCCCUCGAUUGGCUCCGGGCCGGGAUGGAACAGAAGCUUGGUUGGACGGGUGUCUGGAAGUACACAACCACCAAACGGAAUUCCAACGACGACCGCUUGUUUUGGAUUCGGUUUCCCCAUACGUCGUUACAGUUGCAAGCAUUGUCUAUCAUGGCCAAUCAGGGCCAGCUACUGCCCAAAGUGGAAAAAGUGUACAGCUUCUCCGCCACCGACGUUGAAAGGGCCUUUGACGAUUUACUGUCCCGUCGAGUUCGGGGCAAGAUUGUGGUGGAAUUGGUCAAGGAGACCGACCAGCAGAAAGACUAGUUUGUUACUCUAGUUGCCACAGCAUAGCGAGUAUUUCAUCCGUGGAUGGCUUAUGGAAUUGAAACAGGCAAAACGAGAACGAGGUUUUACGGAUUGUACUAUUAGAGCAUCCAUCGGACGGAACAGGGUGCGGAAUGCUUCUAACCACGUUUGCAGACGAAAGGCAUGAAAAACAUAGGGAUCGAUGAACCGAUAUCGAUCGCAAAAGAAGCGUCCAAGUCCAGCAUCCCUUUUUGACGAUGACUACAAAGAUGGAAAAAGGGGUUUUGUUUCGAGGAAAUAUGUGACAGACGAAUUCUCCGCUCAAUGAAGAUAGGAACAGGGUGUUUUGUCAACGCGGAGUGUUCUCGACUGAUCGGUUGACACAACACAUACAGUAAGCGAAUGACUGCCCUUAGUGACACGCGGGUACAUUUGUGGUCGUGGAUGCUCGUCCUCUUCGGAACGAUACCCUUCACAACUAUAAGGGGGUACGCAAAUGAAACAGGGUACGGCAACACAGGGUCAUGUCCUGAAAUGUCGGGGUCUGGAGUUUGCCGGCGUAAAACGUCACCAUAGGUGACAAUGUAUACUCCGAGGAUACCCAAACUCGGGAUCCGGUGUCUACCCAACAAGGAAUCACUCGAUUUGCUAGCUGAACAACGGGUCAAAGUCUGAUCACGGUUCUUCAAUAUUUUGUUUUCAAUUUGAUUUUUACAACGGUGACAGAGCGAGCAUCGCUUUUCAUCAUAAGUAAUGUUUUCCUCGAUCGCGUUUUUUUAGGAUUAUUGUGUCAAGCAGGAACAAUUGAUUACAUCGGCCGAUAUUCUGGUACAUGAUUCUACACCCGUCUACGAAGGCUGCGAACUGGCGCUCCCCACAUGCUCAUGAGAAUGUCCCCAGCCCCCUUGGGUCUCACACAACAAUCAAAAACUAGACGGAUUUGCACCCAC